CGGUUGCCGUGGUGCCGCAGGCCCUGCAGCCAGUGGCUCAGGGCGCUGCGGCCCCUUUAAGAGCCGGAGCCAGGCGAGCAGGCCAGGCCCGGCUGUGAGCGGAGGAGCCGGCACAAAGUUUUCCCUUUACGGCUCCGGGAGCAGCGGCCCGGGCGGGCGGCACCGAGCGCGGGGGGAGCCAGGGCCCGGGGGAACCGGUGGCCGCAACUAGGAGCCGCGCGGAGCCGUCCCGGCAUGAGGAAGAGCCGCGGCCGCUGCAUCCCCGAGCUCGGCCCGGGCUUCCCUUGAGAGCCAAGCGGGCGCCCCGCCGCAGCCGCUUCCCCUGCCCCUUCGGAGAGAGCCGCCUGGCAGGGCCCUUCCCAGCCCCCGGGGAGAGACUCGGCGCCUGGGGCCUCCCUGACUCCCUCCCCCCGGUGCGAGUGGUGCCCUUGUACUGAGCGCCCCAGUGAAGGUCGGGGGUGGGGUUAGUGGCCCUCUCCUAGCCCUGCCCCCCCCCGAGCCUGGGACAGACACCUGCUCCUGACAGCAGGGCUCAGCCCCCCCCGCCCGCGCCCAGGGGGCUGGGUUUGUCUGGAGGUGUGUUGUGACUUCCUGCCCCACGGUUUCAGGGAAGCAGCUCCCUCCUCUGCUCCUAGGCCUGCUCUUUGUCACCCUUGUUUUAAUGACUGGUUGGGGUGAUUGGCUGAGAUGAAAGUGACUGUUUCUUUUGGGAAGACGGGGAUUGUGGUUCCCUGUAAGGAUGGGCGGCUCCGUGUCAGAGACUUAACCCAGCAGGCUCUUCAGAGAUACCUCAAAACCAAAGAAAAGGACCCUGCUUACUGGGUGAACAUUCACCACCUCGAGUAUACAGAUGGGGGGAUCCUGGACCCAGAUGAUGUGCUGGCAGAUGUUGUGGAGGACAAAGAUAAGCUGAUUGCCGUGUACGAUGAACAAGAAUUGCACAAUAAGAUUGACAGCAUCAGUGGCAGUUUGACAGACAGACCCAGCCCAGAACCUUUUGAGAUGGAGAUGGCUGCCCAGCUGGCUGCCUUUCAGCCAAUUGGUGGUGAGAUUGAGGUGACUCCUUCUGCACUGAAAUUGGGCACACCGCUGCUAGUGAGGAGGAGCAGUGACCCAGCGCUGGGCCCACCUGCUGGCUUCCACCCAGGUGUUGCACACCCCACCGACAAUAGUCUGAAAUCCGUUGUGGCUGGUGCAACACAAUUAUCUUUUGAAGAUGGAGAAAUGGAUCUCACUGGGCACACUGAACAGCUGACAUCUAUGAAGGCCAAGUUCACUUUCAGUGAUAUGACAAGAACAGUAGAGAUUUCUGGGGAAGGUGGCCCUCUGGGGAUCCAUGUAGUACCCUUCUUUUCAUCUCUGAGUGGAAGGAUUCUAGGACUCUUUAUUCGUGGUAUUGAGGAGAACAGCAGGUCUAGGCGUGAUGGUCUUUUCCAUGAAAAUGAGUGUAUUGUGAAAAUUAACAAUGUGGACCUCGUAGAUAAAACCUUUGCACAGGCUCAGGAUAUCUUCCGUCAGGCAAUGAAAUCUCCAAGUGUCUUCUUGGAAGUGGUUCCUCCAUAUAAUCGUGAACAAUAUGAAAAGUCUGUCAUUGCUCCCCUUUGUUUGCUCGAUAAUGAUGAAGGAGUUCCAAAAACAAAGGUUUCACCUCCUGUUCUUACGAAACCAACUGUGAAAACAGUAGAUCUCUCUGGAAUGAACAGCCUGGAGACAGAUCUGCAGGCAACACUACAACACGCUAAGAGCCCCAAUCUCCCAAGGUUGGGUAAGAAACCAUCUUCGCCAUCACUGUCUCCUCUGAUGGGCUUCGGCAACAAGAAAAAUGCAAAGAGAAUAAAGAUAGACCUUAAGAAAGGUCCUGAAGGACUUGGUUUCACUGUGGUUACCAGAGACUCUUCAGUUCAUGGUCCUGGUCCUAUUUUUGUGAAGAAUAUUUUGCCAAAGGGGGCAGCAGUCAAAGAUGGUCGUUUGCAGUCAGGAGACCGAAUACUGGAGGUGAAUGGCAGAGAUGUCACUGGCAGGACCCAGGAAGAACUAGUGGCUAUGUUGAGAAGCACUAAGCAAGGGGAGACUGUCUCUCUGAUCGUGGCUCGGCAGGAGGAAGCCUUUCUGCCUCGAGAGCUGAAAGGAGAGCCCAACUGCAGUAUUCUUUCACUGGAGACCACAGAACAGCUGACCUUUGAGAUACCCCUGAAUGAUUCAGGUUCUGCUGGACUUGGUGUCAGCUUGAAAGGCAACAAAUCUCGGGAGACUGGGGCUGACCUUGGGAUUUUCAUCAAAUCCAUUAUCCAUGGAGGUGCAGCUUUUAAGGAUGGCCGCCUGCGAAUAAAUGACCAGCUGAUUGCAGUGAAUGGAGAGUCUCUUCUGGGGAAAUCCAACCAUGAAGCCAUGGAGACACUGAGACGUUCCAUGUCUAUGGAAGGGAACAUUCGCGGGAUGAUUCAGUUGGUGGUUCUCAGGAGACUGGAUAGACAAAUGCAGGAACACUCAGAUCAUGUUUUUUUUCCAAAACGAGCACUUGAGGGCAGUCAGACCUUUACCACUAUCUCCAGGCGCAAUGAUGCUGUCCUGCAGCAAUUUGUAACUUACAGUCCUCAGGAAAGACUAAAAGUUUCAGAGCUGACUAUGUCUGAUCGUGGGAGUGCCGAGAAUGAAGUUCCACCUCCCCUGCCCCCACAUCCCAGUGAGGAGCUGCUUUCUGAAGAUUAUAAUCAUAGCUCUGUAGUGGAUUCAGCAGCAUAUUUAACAGAUCAGAACAUCAACUUCAGAUCUUUGACAACAGCCAAGCAGCCUGAAUCAAUUAAUCUGAAAACCUCCAAAAGCAUGGAUCUUGUGGCAGAUGAAAGCCAGGUUAGUUCAUUGGCUGGACACAAACAAGAAUCUCCUGGCAAAGAUUUUGGUCCCACUCUGGGCUUAAAAAAGUCCAGCUCCCUGGAGAGCUUGCAGACGGCUGUGGCUGAAGUCAGGAAGAAUGAACUUCCUUUCCACAGACCCAGGCCUCACAUGGUCCGUGGUCGGGGCUGUAACGAGAGCUUCAGAGCUGCCAUUGACAAAUCUUAUGAUGGACCUGAAGAUGCAGAAGAGGAUGGUCUGUCUGAUAAGAGCUCUCUCUCUGCUCAAGAAACUCAGAACUUUGAAUCAGCCCCGCAAGGGAAUCCUGAACUAGAAGAUGUAGAAACCAAGGCAAAGAAAGACAAAAAAAAUAAAGAGAAGGAGAAGAAAAAAGGAAAGAGCAAAGCUAAAGUCAAAGAGAAGAAAAGGAAGGAAGAAAAUGAAGAUCCAGAGAAGAAAACGAAGAAGAAGGGUUUUGGUGCCAUGUUGAGAUUUGGAAAGAAGAAAGAGGAGAAAGGUGGGAAAGCUGACCAGAAGGGAAAUCCAAAACACAGCACACUGAGAGAAGAAGAACUAGAAAAGAUGAAAGAUGAGCGUGAAAGUUUUGUACCAGCAACACACCCUACGCUAAAAUGUGAAGGAUUGGUGCAAAACAUCAGGAAUUACGGCAAAAGCAGGCAAGAGGGCUUGCUGAUUACUCCACAAGCCCUGUAGGUCCACCACCUGAUGAUGAUGAUGAUGAUGAUGAGAUGGACCCAAAUUAUGCCAGAGUGAAUCACUUCAGAGAGGCUUACCCAGCAGCAAAUGUCUACAGGCCAUCGUCUCCACCUGUAGCAGAAACCUUUGGAUACCCACGGGAUAUCC
Chrysemys picta bellii (western painted turtle) is the source of this 3696-nucleotide messenger RNA. It is a transcript of the gene PARD3B, whose product is annotated as par-3 family cell polarity regulator beta. Gene Ontology annotation, biological process: establishment of centrosome localization; cell adhesion; microtubule cytoskeleton organization. The record is from RefSeq and is a predicted model, not a curated record. Lineage: Eukaryota; Metazoa; Chordata; Testudines; Emydidae. Gene Ontology annotation, cellular component: apical plasma membrane; apical junction complex; adherens junction. Gene Ontology annotation, molecular function: protein binding; phosphatidylinositol binding.